AUGACUCUGAGCUCAGAGAUGUCGGAUGCCUCCAUCCUUUCGGAAGAGACCGACAUAGACGUGGUGGGAGAAGGGGAGGAUGGGGACGGCCGGACGCGCUCCUACGUGGACGAGGAGGCGCAGAUGCACGACGGCAUCCUCCUGGACGGCUCUCCUCCUCCGUGCCUGGACAGCUCCACCUCCCCCAGGGAUGCCUACAAGCCGGCGGGCAAGAACACCCUGGUGAAGCCCCCUUACUCCUACAUCGCCUUGAUCACCAUGGCCAUCCUGCAGAGCCCCAAGAAGAGGCUCACCCUCAGCGAGAUCUGCGACUUCAUCAGCAACCGCUUCCCGUACUACCGGGAGAAGUUCCCGGCCUGGCAGAACUCCAUCAGGCACAACUUAUCCCUCAACGACUGCUUCGUGAAGAUCCCGAGGGAGCCCGGGAACCCCGGGAAGGGCAACUACUGGACCCUGGACCCGGAGUCGGCCGACAUGUUCGACAACGGGAGCUUCCUGCGGCGGAGGAAGCGCUUCAAGCGGCAGCAGGCGCAGGACCUGCUGCGGGAGCACAACGCGUUCAUCCCGGCUGCGGCGUACGGGUACGGACCGUACGGCUGCGGAGGAUACGGCAUCCAGCUCCAGUCCUACCACACACACUCUGCGCUUUUUGCGUUUCAGCAGCAGCAGCAACAGCAGCAGCAGCAGCAGCACUCCAGACAUUCGCAUUCCCACUCGGGGACCGUUAUCCCCGCGCCCUCCCUCAUGCCCACCACCACGGACCUAGCCAGGAGCAGGUUUUACCCGCAGCUCGGCUCCGGCCUGGGCUCCGCCAGCGCGCACGCUGCGUCCCCGGUGCAGAAGUCCAGCUCCCCGGUGCAGCGGUCUCCCUUCUCCAUAGAGAGCAUCAUAGGCGGCUCGCUGAGCCCGUCCAGGACUUCCCCGGCCCUCGUCCCGGUCCUGCCCUCCUCUCUGGGGCCUGCAGCCGGGGGCCAGCCGCACACCGUCCACCCGGGAGCUGUUUUACACCCGGGUGAAAACUUUGCGAGCAGAGUGGCCAGCGGCACGAGCGGCUGCUAA
This is a messenger RNA of Limanda limanda (common dab), 1059 nucleotides long. RefSeq names its product forkhead box D1 (gene foxd1). Gene Ontology annotation, biological process: anatomical structure morphogenesis; regulation of transcription by RNA polymerase II; cell differentiation. Bases 1 to 1059 code for a protein of 352 amino acids. The record is from RefSeq and is a predicted model, not a curated record. The transcript has a single exon. NCBI's taxonomy places the organism in Eukaryota, Metazoa, Chordata, Actinopteri, Pleuronectiformes, Pleuronectidae. Gene Ontology annotation, molecular function: RNA polymerase II cis-regulatory region sequence-specific DNA binding; DNA-binding transcription factor activity, RNA polymerase II-specific.